GGGAACGCACGUAAUAUAAGUAAGUAAAUAUUUUGAUGAUUUUGGUCCGACGAUAGAGGGAAAUUAACAACAUCGAUCAAUAUCAUUGUUUCCUUUUAUCUCUCUUACACUCAGGAAGCAAACAAUAGAUAUGGUGAGAACCCCUUCUCGUGACUCAAGUGGACUUAAGAAGGGUACUUGGACUCCAGAAGAGGAUAAAAAGUUAGUAGCUUAUGUCACUCGCUAUGGCUGUUGGAAUUGGCGCCAACUCCCACGAUAUGCAGGUCUUGAAAGGUGUGGAAAGAGUUGCAGGCUGAGGUGGCUAAAUUAUCUCAGGCCCAACAUAAAAAGAGGAAACUAUACGGCAGAAGAAGAAGAGGUUAUAAUUAGACUACAUGAAAAGCUGGGUAACAAGUGGUCUGUGAUAGCCACUCAUUUAGCCGGAAGAACAGAUAACGAAAUAAAGAACCACUGGCACACGAACCUCAAAAGCGUUUAGGAAAGGACGCAGUUGGUACCAAUGAAAAUGUGAAAGGCGCAAAAUCAAAAAGCUCAGGGUCCAAGCAAGACAAUAUGAAUGGUUUGUUUCAUACCAGUUCCCCAACAACAUUCUCGGAUUCAUAUGCUGCCACUGACCAAAAUUCGUUACUCAAAGAUGGGUUGGAGAAUAUUUGGACCGAAGCAUGUGUAGGUAACAUUGAUGGUACAGAGAGCAUUGAUAAUUGGGCAUUAUGCGAGUCUAAUGAAAAAUUGGUGGUGGAGGAUUAUGACGAGUUUUCGUUUCUAGAAGCAUUGCAGCCACUUAGUGCAAAUUUUUGGACGGAGGCGUACGCGGCGGAAAUGUCACUCAUUCCAAACGAAUUUCUUGUCCCUUCGGUGAACCAAUCCGAUCAAUACUUUUCUUCUACGUAUUAUGAUACGGACCUAUGGAGUCAAAGCAAUACACUUGAAUGAAUUUCUCUUUUGUC
This is a messenger RNA of Cajanus cajan (pigeon pea), 947 nucleotides long. Its product is annotated as transcription factor MYB14. The record is from RefSeq and is a predicted model, not a curated record. Lineage: Eukaryota; Viridiplantae; Streptophyta; Magnoliopsida; Fabales; Fabaceae.